Culex quinquefasciatus (southern house mosquito) is the source of this 2393-nucleotide messenger RNA. RefSeq names its product choline transporter-like 2. Gene Ontology annotation, cellular component: membrane. The record is from RefSeq and is a predicted model, not a curated record. Gene Ontology annotation, biological process: transmembrane transport. NCBI's taxonomy places the organism in Eukaryota, Metazoa, Arthropoda, Insecta, Diptera, Culicidae. The transcript is spliced from 10 exons. Bases 207 to 2330 code for a protein of 707 amino acids. Gene Ontology annotation, molecular function: transmembrane transporter activity.
UGUGGGUGUGUUUGCAGUUGUCUGCUUUUAAUCUUCGUCCCUUCCGCGUGGUUGUGCUUCUGCUUUCGAAAAUUUAGUUACAAUUCGUUCUUUGGAAGGACCGGACCGGGACGGGCGCGAAAAAAAUUCAGUAUGAUUCGUAGCGACCAAUUAAACCAAGUUAAUUAUUCUAUUUGAUUGAGAGGUGUGCAAAGAUUCAAAGAAGAAUGGAUACCUACAAUGGACCAAGCCGCUCUAUUGUACAGCACAACUUGAACGAUGUCCGACAUCAUACGGAGGCUGCUCCGUUCCAACACAACAACUCCUUCAAGGGACCUGUGUCGAGGCGAUCCGCCACGGACCCUUCUUGGCUGUACACGCUUAUUGGAUUCCUAGUAUGCUGGAUACUAGUGUUCGUAUACGCUCUGAUCGCCGACAACCUGGACGAGUUUGUGGUGCACACGGACUCCCAGGGGUUACGGUGUGGCGUCGACGCCGGGGUUGAGGACAAACCCUACGUGUUCUUCUUCGACUUUAAAAAGUGCGACAAGGAUGACAUAACGCUGCACAGUUGCCGCUCAACACGAAUCUGCGUCGAUCAGUGUCCUAAGGAGAAUUUUGAUUUUGUAUAUUACAAAUGUUUAGCAGGUAAAACAUAUUACCGAAAUGGAUUGAUAUGUAAUCAAACGGUCAAUAAGGACAAGUUAGAGGAUUGUGGUAACAUGAAGUGGUACAUCGAGAACGAUCUCUGUGCAGAGGAAUACUUCAAGAGUGCUCUGUUCUCAAAGAUUUGUUGGCCUACAUCGAAAAAGGAUAUGCCGGAAAACUUUGCUGAAGUCAUUCAAGUUCUAUCUGAGACUGAUAAUUUAUUCUUUGACGACGUUCGACAAUCGUGGCUUCUUGUAUUAGGCGUUUUGGUGCUUUCAUUGCUAGCAACAGUGUUGUUCAUUUUGAUGCUACGCUGGAUCGCGAAACCCAUGAUUUGGAUAACCAUUGCCAGUAUAUUCGCUGUGUUGAUCUUCGUCAUCUACUACAGUUACAAUCAGUAUGACACCAUAAAAAAUCGCGUUAUCAUACACCCGGAAGUUGAUCGGCUCCUGGAUUCACUCUUCAAAAUGAAUAAUAUCAAUAUCCGAACUCACAUGGAUGGAUCCGCAUCGGAAUAUUACUGGCUUACGGCAAUGAUAAUUCUAUUGAUCGUGUUGGUUGUCCUAUUGCUAUUGAUUUGGGCCAUGCGCAAACGUGUCUUGCUCGCGAUCGCACUCGUCAAGGAGGGUAGCAAAGCUGUCAGAGCAAUUUUCUCGACGGUAUUCUUUCCUAUCUUCCCUUGGAUUGUUCAAAUUCUAGUGAUCACAUUCGCGAUCACCGUUGGUCUCCAGCUAGCUUCAAUCGGUGCACCCGUGUUCCGGGUUAAGGGUUUGAACGCAACACAAUCGUGUAAAUGCGACAAUGGAUACAGCGACGGGGACAUCUGCAGUCCGGCCACGUUCCGUGAAAGCUGUAAGAGAACAGGUGAUAGAAUCUGUACCGGUGAGGCUGCCUGCCAUUUCGAGCAGAUUGAGACACCUUUAAUUGUCUGGUUCUUUCAUGCCUUCAACGUGGUCGGACUCUUUUGGGGAGUCAGCUUCGCAUCCGCCUUCGGUGAGAUGGUUCUGGCGUUCACCUUCGCCACCUGGUACUGGACAACCCCAAAGAAAAAUCUGCAGUACUUUGUUCUCAAAGAAGGAUUCCUCCAAACCGUCCGCUACCAUCUGGGAACGCUCGCUUUCGGAUCGUUCAUCAUCGCCAUGACCAAGAUCAUCCGAAAAGUGCUGGAGUUUAUGGAUCGCCAGCUGCGCAAGUACGACUUCGGAGUGAUCCGGGCGAUCGUGUGCGCGUGCAGGUUUUGUUUUGAAGUGUUGGAAAAGUUCUUAAAAUUCCUCAAUCGGAAUGCGUACAUCAUGUGCGCCCUCCACGGCAAAGACUUUUGGUCCAGUUCGAAGGACGCGUUCAACCUGCUAUCCAGAAACGUUCUGCGGGUGAUCACCGUUAACGGUGUCACUGGAUUUUUGUUCUUCUUAUCUAAAUUAGUUCUGGCAAGCAGCAUGGCAGCGUUGACUUACACCUGUUUCCAUACCGAGACCACCAAACAGCUCAACUAUCCAGCCACUCCAGCAAUUUUGGUAUUCUUCGGAACUUACGUCAUCGCGAAUGUGUUCUUCAGCGUUUACUCCGUGGCGAUUGACACGCUGUGUCUGUGUUUCUUGGAAGAUUGUGAACGCAACGAUGGCUCCAAGGAAAGGCCCUACCAUAUGUCCAAUAGUUUGAUGAAGAUUUUGAACAACACGCAAGGAGUUAAUAACAUACGCUAGUUUAAGCAUUUAUAUUUUACCAUUUGAUAAUUAUAAAACUUCAUUUAGGGGAACUAUACCCUU